CAUGAGAACGUGCCUCUCGCAAAGGGUCUUCUUCAUCCCUCUCCAGAAAAGGAGAAGAAGAAACACAAGAAGAAGAGCCUGGUGCAGAGCCCCAAUUCCUAUUUCAUGGAUGUAAAAUGCCUUGGAUGCUAUAAAAUCAACAUUGUCUUUAGCCAUGCACAAACAGUAGUUUUGUGUGUUGGCUGCUCUACGGUCCUCUGCCAGGCUGCAGGAGGAAAAACAAGGCUUACAGAAGGAUGCUCCUUCAGACGGAAGCAGCACUAA
Odocoileus virginianus texanus is the source of this 264-nucleotide messenger RNA. Its product is annotated as small ribosomal subunit protein eS27-like. NCBI's taxonomy places the organism in Eukaryota, Metazoa, Chordata, Mammalia, Artiodactyla, Cervidae. Gene Ontology annotation, molecular function: RNA binding; structural constituent of ribosome. Gene Ontology annotation, biological process: translation; ribosomal small subunit assembly. The record is from RefSeq and is a predicted model, not a curated record. Gene Ontology annotation, cellular component: ribosome; cytosolic small ribosomal subunit.